GUGAGGGCAGAAAGUAGGUCAGUGACGGCGGCUCCUGCUGGAGGGCGAGUGCGAGCUCCUGGGCACAGAGUGCUGGUUCUGAGGUUUCAGAAAUUACUGGAAGGUGAGGCGUUAACGAUGGUCAGUAGGUGACGGGAUCUGCCAGCCGCAUCGGUUUCUACACAUCCAGAUCUGCAUCUUUCAGAUGGUCCAAUGGCCGACCAAAGAAUGGACAUCUCGUCUACAAUCAGCGAUUUUAUGUCGCCGGGCUCUACUGACCUCCUAUCUAGUUCCCAUGGCUCAGUCGGCAUGGAUUGUAACCGCAAAAGAAAGGGGAGUUUAACAGAUUAUCAGCUUGAUGGAUUUUCUUUUGAUCACAGUGAAGGGAUGGAUACGGACAAGGAAGAUCCACAUGGGAUGCUGGAAUAUACAGAGGGUCGAAUAAAAAAUGCACGAGAAGCGCACAGUCAGAUUGAGAAGCGACGGAGGGAUAAAAUGAACAGUUUUAUUGAUGAAUUGGCCUCUCUAGUGCCCACGUGUAACGCCAUGUCUAGGAAGCUGGAUAAACUCACUGUACUGCGAAUGGCAGUCCAGCACAUGAAAACACUCCGAGGUGCUACGAAUCCUUAUACGGAAGCAAACUACAAGCCUGCAUUUUUAUCAGAUGACGAGCUGAAGCAUUUAAUUCUCAGGGCUGCAGACGGGUUUCUUUUCGUUGUAGGCUGUGACCGAGGGAAGAUAUUGUUCGUCUCAGAAUCUGUAUUCAAGAUUUUAAAUUACAGCCAGAACGACCUGAUAGGACAGAGCUUGUUUGACUACCUGCACCCUAAAGAUAUUGCCAAAGUAAAGGAGCAGCUAUCGUCGUCUGAUACAGCCCCCAGAGAAAGGCUUAUUGAUGCAAAAACUGGACUCCCCGUAAAGACCGAUAUUACGCCAGGACCGUCACGGCUUUGUUCUGGAGCUCGGCGGUCAUUCUUUUGUCGAAUGAAAUGUAACCGGCCUUCUGUUAAAGUAGAAGAUAAAGAUUUCACAUCAAACUGCUCAAAAAAGAAAGCGGAUCGUAAAAGCUUUUGUACGAUACACAGCACUGGGUAUUUAAAGAGCUGGCCACCCACUAAGAUGGGGCUGGAUGAGGACAAUGAGCCCGACAAUGAGGGGUGCAAUCUUAGCUGCCUUGUUGCUAUUGGACGAUUACAUGCACACAUUGUACCGCAACAGAUCAAUGGAGAAAUCCGAGUGAAGUCCACUGAAUACGUCUCCCGACAUGCAAUAGAUGGAAAGUUUGUGUUUGUAGACCAACGGGCAACCGCAAUUUUGGGCUAUUUACCGCAGGAACUCCUAGGCACCUCAUGUUAUGAAUAUUUUCAUCAGGAUGAUAUUGGAAAUCUCGCAGAGUGCCAUAAACAAGUUUUACAAACUCGAGAAAAAAUAACAACCGAUUGCUACAAGUUUAAAAUCAAAGACGGUUCGUUCAUUACCCUGAAAAGCCGAUGGUUCAGUUUCAUGAAUCCGUGGACGAAAGAAGUGGAGUACAUUGUCUCUACGAAUACUGUGGUUUCAGCAAGUGUUGUAGAUGGUGGAGAGUCUGGCUAUUCCAAUCUGUCCGCUUCUCCGCCCAAUAUGGACAGCCUCUUGCAGUCGGGAGAAGGUGGAACAAAAAGGAACCAUCCCUCGGUCCCUGGCAUUCCCGGAGGAACGAGGGCCGGAGCAGGAAAAAUUGGCAGAAUGAUUGCGGAAGAAAUCAUGGAAAUUCAUAGAAUGAGAGGUUCCUCUCCUUCGAGCUGUGGGUCCAGUCCGCUGAACAUAACCAGCACGCCACCACCUGAUGCCACGUCCCCUGGAGGUAAAAAGAUAUUAAAUGGAAACACUCUGGAUAUCCCCACCUCUGCAUUGUUAUCCAACCAAGUCCAGGACAACUCCAGUUUCCCCUACUCAGACAGUUCUACAAUGCUUGUUGAAAACUCGCACAUAGGGAUGGAUCUGAUCGAAACAGACCACGGAUCGAGCAGCCCCAGUAAUGACGAAGCUGCAAUGGCGGUCAUUAUGAGUCUCUUGGAGGCAGAUGCUGGACUGGGGGGACCAGUAGAUUUCAGUGACUUGCCAUGGCCUUUGUGAAUGACAACCUGCCCUCAAAGUGCAUUAAUAAAGCUUUAACCCUGCAAUUGCCAGGAUUUUGCUGUCCAUUCUGGCAGUGCAACAGGUUUGCAGGAGUCACGAUCGCUUUUCUAUAUAAAGUGUCAUAGAAAGCCAUAUCAAAGUUACCCAUCAGCUCACCGAUCUGUCAUUCCAGACGAGUUUGAUUCUGCUAGUGUUUGCACCAGGUUAGUUGUGUACAGCUUGCAUUAAUUGUAUAUUUUGAAAUCUGUGCGGUUUUUGGUUUUUUAAUUGUGCGAUGCGACCGUGUCCUCAUUCGCUUUUAUAUUCAAAUUGUCAUUUCAGAUGUUAAGGUGUUUUUACACUGCAGAGAUCCAAUGUGGAUUUAAUAUUUCUUAUAUUAAUUGUAUAAAGAUGUUUUAUUGUAAGAA
Messenger RNA from Pelobates fuscus (common spadefoot toad), 2504 nucleotides. RefSeq names its product basic helix-loop-helix ARNT like 1 (gene BMAL1). Gene Ontology annotation, molecular function: RNA polymerase II cis-regulatory region sequence-specific DNA binding; DNA-binding transcription factor activity, RNA polymerase II-specific; protein dimerization activity. The coding region runs from base 193 to 2094 and encodes 633 amino acids. The record is from RefSeq and is a predicted model, not a curated record. Gene Ontology annotation, cellular component: aryl hydrocarbon receptor complex; transcription regulator complex; nucleus. NCBI's taxonomy places the organism in Eukaryota, Metazoa, Chordata, Amphibia, Anura, Pelobatidae. Gene Ontology annotation, biological process: circadian rhythm; regulation of transcription by RNA polymerase II. The transcript is spliced from 19 exons.